Messenger RNA from Strongyloides ratti, 951 nucleotides. Its product is annotated as Stomatin-like protein 2, mitochondrial. Gene Ontology annotation, cellular component: membrane. The record is from RefSeq and is a predicted model, not a curated record. The coding region runs from base 1 to 951 and encodes 316 amino acids. NCBI's taxonomy places the organism in Eukaryota, Metazoa, Nematoda, Chromadorea, Rhabditida, Strongyloididae. The transcript is spliced from 3 exons.
AUGCAACAUUCAUUAAAAAUUAUCCAAAAGAAUUCAUUAUUACAAUUUAGUCAAAGAGCAUCUUCUAAUGUCAUAAAUACAAUCAUAAAUUUUGUUCCUGAACAAGAAGUAUGGAUUGUUGAAAGAAUGGGCAAGUUUCAUAAAACGCUCAAACCAGGUUUAAAUUUUCUUUUACCUGUAAUUGAUCGUGUACAGUAUGUUCAUAAUCUUAGAGAAAUACCUAUUGAUAUUCCACAACAAGAUGUCAUAACUUUUGAUAAUAUUAUUAUUAAUUUUGAAAGUAUUUUAUACAUUCGUGUUGUUGAUCCUUACAAAGCUUCUUAUGGUGUUGUUGAUCCAGAAUUUGCAUCAAGACAAUUAGCUCAAGCUGUUGUUCGAUCAGAAAUCAGUAAAAUUUCACAUGAUAUUUUGUUUAAAGAAAGAGAAAAAUUAAAUAUUAGAAUUUGUGAUGUUAUUAAUAAAGCUGCUGAAUCAUGGGGUUUAGUUUGUAUUAGGCAUGAAGUUAAAAAAAUGUCUAUGCCACCAACAAUUCAGGAGGCAAUGCAAAAAGAAGUUGAAGCUGAUAAAAAGAAGAGGGCCUUAAUUUUGGAAUCUGAAGGUAAAAGAGAUGCUGCUAUUAAUAUUGCUGAAGGUGAAAAAAAGGCAAAAGUUCUUGCUUCACAAGCUCGAAUGGAAGAAAUUAUAAAUCAGGCGCAGGGAACGGCAAAAGCAAUGGAACUGAAGGCUGAUGCACAAAAAAAGGUUAUUGAAAAAAUUGCAGAGGCACUUCAAAAUAAUGGUGCAGAUAAGGCUGCAGCAUUAAGUAUUGCUGAGAAUUAUAUUAAAGCAUUUGAAAAGUUAGCUAAAGAAAGUAAUACUUUAAUUGUUCCAAGUAAUGUUAAUAAUGUUAGUUCAAUGGUUGGGGAAAUCUUGACUGUUUAUGAAAAUAUAGUUAAAAAAAAUAAAAAUUAG